AUGGAGGAUAGGAAGAGACCUCCCAUCAGCACCGCUGAGGACCUCGCCCCGCCCAGCAAGCGGCAUCAGACCGUCAAUGGAAGCAAGUCCAAGGGCGACGGUGGUGACACCGCCGAGGAGCACUGGAUCGAGAACUAUCAAAAGGGCGCCAUUUAUCGACAAUUGCAAGAAACAAAAAGGGAAAAGGCCGACUUCGAGUCGCGCGUUGAACAACUGCAGAAAGCCCUCGUAUACCGCGAAGACCAUAUCCGCAUCAUUGAAGCAUGGUGGAAACAGGUUCUGGAGGAGAUGGAACAGCUCGCGGAUCCGGCACUAUCGCCUCUCUCGGGCCCGUCCAACCCUCCAUAUAUCACUAGCACUCACUUUAAAGACAACGACGAAUUUCAACGACACCUGGAUGACACCGCCUCUGACAUCAAGAAGCGGGCCGAGGCCGUGCUCAAUCGCAUCGCGAACGCCAGGGGAGAGAUUACGCCGAACAUUGCUGACCUGGAGACGCGGGUCAACGCCUUACUCGCUCAGCAAAAGGAUUAUCUGGUCAAGUUGGACCGUGCACAGCAAGAGAACGAGCAACUGUCGGAGGACCUGAACAAGGCCAGCCUCCGAUUCUUCAAGGCCGAGAAGCGCAUGGACAGGCUGAAGAGCGCCCAAGUGCAAAAGCUCGAACAACAGUUCAUCGCCAGCGCCAAACCGACAAUCGCCGGCGGAGAAAAUGGAAGUGCCGCAGCAGAAGCAAAUGGAAACGCCGCCGAGGCACUCAUCAAGUUCGAGGAGGCAUCGGCGGUCGUUAAGAAGCAGAAGGAACAACUGGAGUCUGCGCAGGCGGACAUCAAGACCCUGCAGGAGGAGAACUCGGCGCUCAAGGCGCGAAGGGAGGGCCUCACCGAUGAAGACUUCAUCCGGACGGAUGUGUUCAAGCAGUUCAAGGGCCAGAACGAGGACCUGAUCAAGCGGAUCAACCACUUGGAGGCCACGAACAAGCAGCUGAGGGAGGAAGCCGAGAGGCUUCAGGCCGAGCGGACGGCGUUCCGGACCAAGCUCAACGACGAGGCGCAGAUGAUCACCUCGGAUCUCGAGCGCCAGGUUGAGGAGCGCGACGCCGACCUGACCCGGAUCCGCGCGGCCCGGGACGAGUGGUACGCCAAGGCUAACAUGCUGGAAACGCGAGAGAAGGAGGAGAAGCAGGCGCUGCAGCACCUCAAGGAGCUCACAGGCGCCCAGGAGGACCGAAUCGCUUCCCUGGAGCUGGAGCUGCAGCGCCUCAAGCCCACCGAGGACCAGCAGAUGGCCGACCCUGAUCCCGAACUGGAGAGCAUGCCCGCGGACGAGCUGCUCUCCAAGUACAAGAAGCUCCAGCAAGAUUUCGAGUCUAUCAACAAGGAGCUGCCCGCCCUUCAACAAGCGUACAAGCGAUCGAUGGGCCUGGCGCAGAAGAAGGUCAUGGAGUACACAGUACUCGAGGAGCGCGCAUCGGCUGCCCUUGCCGAGAAGCAAAAGGUCGACCAGAAAUACUUCGCCGUGAAGAAGGACGCCGACAUGAGAGACCGCGAGCUCAGCGUGCUCCGCAGCCAGAACCGCAAGAGUUCCGAGAUAGUGACUCAGCUCAAGGAGGUCGAGGCCCAGAACCGAGUCCUGAUUAGCAACCUCGAAAAGCAGCUGUCGGACCUGAAGCAGGCCAACGCGGCCAUGGCGGCGGAGCACAAGAAGAUGGAGUCCGCCAGCUCCGAUGCGGCGCGCCGGGCCGACUCGUACAAGAACCAGGUCAGCGAGCUGACGAACUUGGUCAAGUCGCGCGACGCAGCCGUGGCGGCGGCCCGAGAACGCACCACCACCCAGGAGGCCGAGGUCGAGCGUCUCAAGGUGCGCGCAGACAUGGUGCAGAAGGACAAGGACGAGUGGAAGCGCAAGGCGUUGAGCAACUCGUCGGAGGAAGAGGAAAUGCUCAGGACCUUCGCACUCUGCACGGUAUGCCGCAACAAUUUCAAAGACACGGCCUUGAAGACAUGCGGGCACCUGUUCUGCCACCAGUGCGUAGACGACCGCAUCAGCAACCGCAUGCGCAAGUGCCCCAACUGCUCUAGGGCGUUCGACCGGUUGGACGUCAUGUCCGUCCAUCACUAG
Molecule: messenger RNA, 2121 nt
Organism: Colletotrichum graminicola M1.001
Lineage: Eukaryota; Fungi; Ascomycota; Sordariomycetes; Glomerellales; Glomerellaceae
Product: BRE1 E3 ubiquitin ligase
Exons: 5
Coding region: 1-2121 (706 amino acids)
Cellular component (GO): nucleus; HULC complex
Molecular function (GO): ubiquitin protein ligase activity
Source: RefSeq, a predicted model, not a curated record